CUGAAGUGUGCAGUUCUCCAGUGUUCGAGUCAAAGGCUUUGAGAUGGCAGGUCAAGUUGUGCUGCAUGUGUGCUUAAGAGGGAAGAAAAGAAAAAGCAUUCAGCUUGUUUCAACAUGGCAAAUACUGUCUAUGAUCGUGGACCUGUCCUGAGUCAUGUUGACUUUCACUGUGAGAAGAACAACAAAGAGCACAGGACCGCAGAGAUUAGUACCAAGAGUCUGAUAAUCCGGCGAGGCCAGACUUUCCACAUCACGAUCCACUUCAAUAAAAAUCAGUAUGAUCCAGAUAACGAUAGAAUUAAAUUUGUUGCUCAGACAGGGCCAGAACCUUCAGAGAACUCUGGAACUAAGGUAUUGUUUCCACUGACAGAGUCCAUAAAUAGAAAGCGAUGGAGUGCAGUUGCUGAAUCCUUCUCCCGAGGCAAAUUAUCCCUAGAAAUAUCUUCAUCUCCAUAUGCUAAGAUUGGCCAUCACGUCUUAAUGCUCCAGAAGCUAUCUUCAACCCAGAUUGAGAGCUACCUGUUAGGGGAGUUGGUAUUGCUUUUCAAUCCAUGGUGCUCAGAGGAUGAAGUCUUUCUGAAAGACAAUGAACAGCUUAAGGAAUAUGUGCUAAAUGAGCAAGGGAUUAUCUUUACUGGCUGCACUGAUUAUAUUCAAAGCCUACCUUGGAACUAUGGACAGUUUGAAGAGGACAUAUUGGAUAUCUGUCUUAAGUUAUUAGACAAUAGCCCCAAGCAUCUGAAAAAUCCAGCAAAGGACAUCAUGCGUCGAUCUUCUCCUGUUUAUAUAUGUAGGACAGUGUCUGCUAUGGUGAAUUGCAAUGAUGACAAUGGAAUACUUUUUGGCAAAUGGGAUGAUCCUUAUACUGAUGGAGUAUAUCCAGGAAAAUGGAACGGAAGUGUUGCCAUUCUCCGACAAUGGAACAACAAUGGCUGUCAGCCAGUUUGCUAUGGACAAUGUUGGGUCUUUGCAGCUGUGGCUUGCACAGUUUUGAGGUGCUUGGGAAUUCCUACCCGUGUUGUCACAAACUUUGAGUCUGCUCAUGACACCAAUGGGAAUUUAACAAUUGAUACUGAGUAUGAUGAUGAAGGGAUGGAUCUCGGAAGAUCGGAAGACAGUAUUUGGAAUUUCCAUGUCUGGAUAGAAUCGUGGAUGGCACGAUAUGAUCUGAGGCCUGGUAAUGAUGGAUGGCAGGUACUUGAUCCAACACCACAAGAAAAAAGUGAAGGAGUCUACUGCUGUGGCCCAGCCCCAGUUAAAGCGAUCAAAGAAGGGGAGACAGAUAUAUUCUAUGACGUUCCCUUUAUAUUCGCUGAAGUCAAUGCAGAUUGUGUGACUUGGAUUUGUUCUGAUAAGGGAAAAAGGAGGAAAAUUGACUCCAACACCAAACACGUUGGUCAAAAGAUCAGCACCAAGUGUGUUGGUAGUGAUGAACGUGAAGAUAUCACGAACAAUUAUAAGUAUUCAGAAGGUUCCCAUGUAGAAAGACAUGUUUUUAAAAUGGCUGACAAAAGAAAGGCCUCUCAGAAGCCAGAGAAACAACUUGACUUGUAUUUGAAGGCUGAUGGUCCAAAUUACAAUGGGGCCAAUGUUAAAAUAUCUGCCAUCAUUUCCAACAAGAAUUCAAAGAAUAAGGUUUACACAUUCAAAUUAAGUGCUUUCAAAAAGAAAUACAGUAAGCGCUCCAGAGGAAAAUGUAUAAAGAGGUAUCAGGAGGAGAUUACUGUUCAUUCCAAUGAGGAUAAAAUAGUGGAAAUGGAACUGGCCUAUGAAGAGUAUGGGGAGUUUCUUGACAAGUAUAAUCUAAUCAGGCUGACAGCUUUUGCAAUUGAUGGAGAAACGCAGGAAAGUGCAUUUGCAUUGAAGGAUAUCUCCUUGAUUAAUCCUAAUAUUACGAUGCAGGUAUUAGGAACACCCGUGGUUUCACAAAAGCUGACCAUAGCAAUCAGUUUUGAAAAUCUUUUACCUGUCCCACUGAACAACUGUACCUUCACUCUUGAAGGAGCUGGUCUGAUUGAUGGCCAGUUGGAAAUUGGGCUUGGCCAGUUAAAUCCUGGAGAAGUGACUAAAAAGGAGGUUUCAUUCAUUCCCAAAAAAACAGGACUGAGGAAGUUAACCACUGAUUUUGAUAGUGACAAGCUGAAGGAUGUGAAAGGUUAUCUAAAUAUUGAAAUUCAAGGUGGAAUAUGAUCCGAAAAGUUCUGGGAUAUUUUACAGAAUAUGUAAUACGAAUUUGUUCAGUCAUUUUUUUUUAGAAUUUUAGACUUUUGUAGAAAUUAGAGACAUAUUGCUUUUAGGUGGCACAUUUGAAGUUUUCACUUGUUACAAAUACAUUCUCAGCAUUAUUACUUGUGCAAUUUGCAUACUGUUUGCUUGUCUGCUUUAGUAAUCACUGAUUUUAGAUUAUCUUGUUCUUGUGUGAAAUUGUGUUUACUCUAAUACUUAGCGGGGGGGUGGGGGGGGGGAGAUCACCAAUAUCACUUAGUGGCAAAAAAACAUCUGAAUCUGUUCAACUGAUUAAAAAUCUUGAGUUCUUAAAAUUUCACAAUUUUCUCAUUGGAAGUUCCGUUUCCUUGACUUGGCAUUAAAGAGAGGAAGUAAUUUCUCCCUUUGCACUUAGAUGCAAAAUGUUUGUUGGUCAGUUACUGAGAAUUGUUUCUAAAUUGAUGUUCAGUCACUGAGCUGAUAACUCAUUCAUGGUGAUUUCCAGAGCUCAAAUUUUGACUUUGUGCUUUACUAAGUGAAAGAGGCUGAUAGCAUUGGUGACAAUGUGGUGUCUUCUCCUGCCUGUUUACACAGAUUUACCAUAUGUUGACAAUGAGUGAUGAGGGAAAUGUGGGUAAAAGGAGGAAGCUAGCUUUGGACUAAUUGAGAUGUUCUGAGCUGAUUUUGUAAAGAACCGUUUUACAGAAUUCGUUGUGAGCUGCAUAUUUUUGAUUGCUUAAUUAGUACAAUCAACUUUUGAUGUGGAAAUUUUAACUGAUCAAUCUGGAGUUUCUUAAUUCAUCUGUUGUCCAACUUGCCCCUUCCUUCAGUGACAUUACCUGCGGACACUUACUCCAAUGGACUUGCAGAUGAACUGGUCAUUAAAAGCACAUCUUUUUUAUUCUCAAGUUGUAACAUUUAAUUAUGUGAUUAUGAACAUUUGCAACAUUUUCAUUUCUGUUACUGGUCACAAAGUGCAACAUAUAGUGUGGUAUGACUUCCAUUUUCCUCAAUUUUUCAAUAAAUGAUAAAAUGUGGUGGAUUUGAAUAAGGGCAAUAUCCUGGGAUUUUUUUUUAUUACUGCUGAUGUUAACUAUGGCUAUCCUGGCUGACUUUGUUUUUGAUAGCAGAUUGAAAUAAAAUGAAUGAAUUUGUUAAGUCAUUUCGUCAGGAUCUAAUCAUGACCUUAUCUGUGGUUUUCAAAGGGAGUGUGAAGGAAAUAAAAACAGUUGGCAUGGAGAAGUCCCAUGUUGAAUAACUUCAUGAUUCUAUCACUGGAUAAAAGUUUUAUAUGUUAUUUCUUUGCAGAUCCACUGGUGAUUCUUCAAAGUUACAUUUGGCCAUAAGGAGAAAUCACACAAAAUUUAUUGUUGUAAAGUUAUAAUUCAUUUGGACAUUGCAUAUAGAGAACGUCUUAAUUCUACAUAGUCUAAAUAGGAGAAAGAUAUUUGUUAUUUUCAACUAAUUUUUAAUAUUUUGUGUGGAACAGUUCCUCAUUGGCAUCUCGUUGAGCUGAUUAAAGCUCCCUCUCAAAGCUCCUUCAUAUUAUUCCGUAUGUUUGUGAAGGGGCAACUGAAGCAGAGAUGUCAUAGCUGACAACCUCACAAAUUUGACUCGUCAAUCAUUUCUCUUGUCCAAUAACAAAAGUGGGAUCAUUUCUCAUUUUUCUAUAUCGUGGAACAAAGCAACUCUUUCAUACUCCACCCUGCAAUGUGCAAAUAAGCCCUUUGUUUCACCGUGGAAGGGAGUGCUGGGAGACAAGUCCUCAAAACAAAUGACUGAACAUUAAUGACGCCCUGCCUCCUGUGUGCACUGAGAUGUGAAGAGCCUGCGGUGGCGCUGCACAGCUCCAGGUACCAGCAGCAGUUCCCAAAAAUUCUUCCUGAUUUACUAACAGGUUAAUUACAUGAUUAUCAAGGUCCUCUCCCAGGCAAUAAUGAGGCUCUGAACAUUCUCGAUUACUACAGGCAGCCUAUGUCACUUGCAUUCCUGAUACCAGAUUUCUGAAACAACAGCCCUUUUCUGAGCCAAUGUGUUGAAAUAGACAGUGAAACCAUUUCAAUGACAUUCUUACAGUCCUGUGAAAAAUGCAAGACUCCCUCAAAAUAGUUGGUCUGUUGUAAGACUGGAGAAGGAUCUGCUGACAAAUGAGAAUAUUUGCAAAUGCUGGAAAUCUGAGCAACAUGCACACAGUGCUGGAGGAACUCAGCAGGCCAGGCAGCACCUAGGAAAAGAGUACAGAUGACUUUUCGACCUGAAACCCUUCUGUGUGGGAUCUUGAGUCUCUAUACUGGGAGCAUAUGGAAACUAAGCUUUAUUAGUUACAAAUAUCUAAAACCAAGUGACCCACCCACCCUGUCACAACCUACCCUGUGCCCAUACCCCUUGAUACCCUGGCUAAUAUUUGCUCUACCUGUUUUGAGUAUGCAGAAUCAUCAGCUGCCUGAGAGCUCAUAGGAAAGGAGAAACAGUCAUUUUCCUCCUGAGGCACAAAUCAGAUUAGGUAAAUCAGAUAGUUGAAAAUGAAUGAUCACAAGCUGUGGCAUGUUGAUAUGAGAAACCAUUAUCAAGGACAUCAGAAGCAUGCCUGAAGUUAUUGACUUAGCUGAUUAUAAGACCGUAAAAUAUAGGAGCAAAAGUAGGCCAUUCAGCCCAUUGAGUCUGCCCCACCAUUCAAUCAUGGGCUAAUCAAAUUCUUCCAGUCAUCCCCACUCCCCUUCCUUCUCCCCAUACCUUUUGAUGCCCUGGCUAAUCAAGAGCCUAUCUAUCUCUGCCUUAAAUACACACAAUAACCUGGCCUCCACAGGUGCUCAUGGCAAUAGAUUCCACAGAUUUACCAUCCUCUGACUAAAGUAAUUUCUCAGUGUCUCUAUUCUAAAUAAACAUCCUUCAAUCCUGAAAUCAUGCCCUCUUGUCCUAGACUCCCCUAACAUAGGAAAUAACUUUGCCAUAUCUAAUCUGUUCAGGCCUUUUAAUGUUUCAUUAAAUGUUUCAGUGAGAUUCCCCUUCUUUCUCCUGAACUCAAGGGAAUGCAGCCCAAGAGCUGUCAGACAUUCUUCAUAUGGUAAACCUCUCAUUCCUGGAAUCAUUCUCGUGAAUCUUCUUUGAACCUUCUCCAGUGUCAGAAUAUCCUUUCCUAAAUAAGGUGCCAAAAACUGCACACAAUAUUUCAAGUGUGGUCUUACAAGUGCCUUAUAGAGCCUCAACAUCACAUCCCUGCUCUUAUAUUCUAUACUUCUAGAAAUGAAUGUCACCACUGCAUUUGUCUUCCUCACCACUGACUCAACCUGGAGGUUAACCUUUAUCCUGCACAAGGACUCCCAGGUCCCUGUGCACCUCUGCAUUUUGAAUUCUCUCACCAUCUAAAAAAUAGUCUGCUCAUUUAUUUCUUCCAAUGAAGUGCAUGACCAUACACUUUCCAACAUUGUAUUUCAUUUGUCACUUCUCUGCCCAUUCCCCUAAACUUUCUAAAUCUAUCUGCAGGCUCUGUUUCCUCGACAGUACCCUCUCCUCCACCUAUCUUUGGAUCAUUGGCAAACUCAGCCACAAAUCCAUUAAUCCCAUAGUCCAGAUCAUUGACAUACAUUGUAAAAAGCAACGGUUUCAAUACAAACCCCUGUGGAACUCCGCUGGUAACUGGCAGCCAGCCAGAAUAGGAUCCCUUUAUUCCCAUUCUCUGUUUUUUUGCCAAUCAGCCAAUGCUACCCCCAUGCUAAUAACUUUCCUGUAGUAGAAGACAAUGGAGUGUUGGUGAGAGACUGCUGGGAGAUGUGGAUUGGAACAUGAUUAAGUCAAUGGGACGUACGUGUGAAACUGGACCAGGAUUUUGCUAUAAAAAAUGCCGUGUCCGAGGAUCGGUGGGCAAUCAGCGACUAGCUCAAUGAUUGUCUCAGCUUUGAUUUGCAAAUUAAAG
Hypanus sabinus (Atlantic stingray) is the source of this 6118-nucleotide messenger RNA. RefSeq names its product protein-glutamine gamma-glutamyltransferase 2-like. Lineage: Eukaryota; Metazoa; Chordata; Chondrichthyes; Myliobatiformes; Dasyatidae. Gene Ontology annotation, molecular function: protein-glutamine gamma-glutamyltransferase activity. Bases 115 to 2190 code for a protein of 691 amino acids. Gene Ontology annotation, biological process: peptide cross-linking. The record is from RefSeq and is a predicted model, not a curated record. The transcript is spliced from 14 exons.